AUGUCUGCUCAAGACGAGCAACCAGGGGCCAACGGCGACGGCCGAGGCCGCCGAGGCCGGCAGGGGGUGCAGAGAGAGAGAACAUCACAGGACCACGUACUGCCCUUUCAGAUUUCUUAUCCACCUACAAUAUCUCAUCUCGUCAUAUUAGGCGGCGAGACGGAACCCGGACCAGAAGAUCCUAUCGGACGUGAGCCGGGCUUCGCCAAUUCCCCACCCAACGGCCAGGGUAGCGAGGACCAGGAUGAUGACGAAGAGGAGGAGGACGACGACGACGAAGAAGAAAUCAUUGCACGACCUACUCGCGGCGCUAAAAGGCGGCAACAGAAGCGGAAACGACCCGAUGACGAUUCGGAUGCCUCAAGUGACGGCGGUAACUCGGUCAAAGACUUUAUGAGCAUGUUGAGAUCUCGGGCGGGUCAGGUCGAUCAUUGCGAACUGUGCCUCAAGAAAUUUACCAUCACCCCGUACACCAAGACCGGACCGAAUGGUGGCCUCUUGUGUGCCGACUGCGGCCGCGUCAUGAAGGACGAGAAGAAGCCAGAAGUCAACAAGCCUUUGCCCAAGACCAAGCCGUCCAUGAAGGUACUGGGGAAAAAGCGCCAAGUGAAGAGCCAAAUUAUGAACGGAACCUUUAAGCUCGGGGCCAAGAGUUUGAUCACACUUUGCGUCGAGACCCUCGCCCGAAAUGUUGACCUGGUGGAGUCCUUUGGCGACCUGGCUCCCCACCUUGUAGACAAAGUAGCGCAGCGGCUGUCGAAGCGUCGUCUUGUGGAUUCCAACACCUUUACUUUGUUUCUCCACCCGUCCGUGGAGGAACUUAGGAUCUACGAUGCGGCGAAGCUCACUGAGGAGGAUUUCAUUAGUUGCUUCUCCAUCUGCCAGAAGCUGCACCUUCUCAAAUUCCGGAACGGCAUCCAUUUUAACGACAAUGUCGCGAGCUAUCUCGCGUCCCGGAACAUACAGCUAGACCACCUCUCGGUUCAUGGCUCCAACCUCCUCAGCGACCAGGCCUGGAUCAAACUUCUCGCUGCAAAGGGCACGGGGUUGACAACUCUUAAAACCCACUUCACAGACAAAAGCUUCACCAGUGAUGUGGUCGCGGCGGUUGUCAAGUACUGUACUGGUCUGAAAAGCUUGAGCCUCCAACACAUUGCCAAAUUGUCGUCGGAGGGGCUGUCUCUCCUCUGCGGUCUACGUAAGAUUGAGCACAUCAGCUUGCAGCUCAACGACAAGAUAACUGCAAAUUCUUGUGAAGACCUAGUCUCUCAUGUGGGGAAGGGCCUCAAGACACUCUCUUUCCGGCGCGCUCUAAACUGCACCGAUGUUCUCCUCUGCAUAAUCCACAAGACAUGCCGGAAUCUUAGCAAAUUUCGGCUCACGGAAUGCGGCAACUUUUCCGACAAGGCCUUUGCUAGCCUGUUUACGGAUUGGAGCAAUCCUCCGCUUGAGUAUGUCGACCUUGUGAAAUGUCGACACAUGGACUCCGCGAAUGCGCGAGACCCCGAGUCCGGGGUUGGAUUCGGUUCAGCCGCGCUGAAGGCGCUCAUGAGCCAUAGCGGACACCAGAUUCGGCACCUCAACCUCGAUUCAGCGCGCUACAUCUCGGUCGACGCGUUUGAAGAAGUGUUCUCAGAAGGAAAAGUUUAUCCUAGGCUCGAAUACCUAGAGCUUUCUUUCUGUGGGACGGUCACUGACUACGUGAUUGAGGGCAUCUUCAAGGCCUGUCCCAAGCUUAAGGAGCUCAUCGUCUUCGGCUGCAUGCUAGUCAAGGGGCUUGUCAAAGUUCCCCGAGGGAAGCUCUUGAUUGGUGUUCCUAACGUGAGGGGAUGA
This is a messenger RNA of Parascedosporium putredinis, 1833 nucleotides long. The record is from the annotation of a GenBank genome assembly. NCBI's taxonomy places the organism in Eukaryota, Fungi, Ascomycota, Sordariomycetes, Microascales, Microascaceae.